Phanerochaete carnosa HHB-10118-sp is the source of this 1332-nucleotide messenger RNA. RefSeq lists its product as uncharacterized. The coding region runs from base 1 to 1260 and encodes 419 amino acids. Lineage: Eukaryota; Fungi; Basidiomycota; Agaricomycetes; Polyporales; Phanerochaetaceae. The transcript has a single exon. The record is from RefSeq and is a predicted model, not a curated record.
AUGCACCGGGAUGUUCCUUCCCCUCGUGUACCGCCAGAGCUUAUCCCCGGCGUGAUCAGAAAUCUCCACUCAGACAAGCCCACCUUGUCUGCUUGUGCACUGGUCUCUCAAUACUGGUUUGAGCUCGCGCGCCCACUCUUGUUCAGAACGAUCACCUACAGCUACCAUUUCGAGCGCAAUCCAUCAAACUGGCCGCAUCCUGAACAUCCCUCGCCUCUCCUACCCCUUGCGUACUUUUUCGAGUCGCAGGCCGUCCUUUCCUCAAUGGUCUACAAUUUAGAACUCUUGAUGGCAGGCUCCGGAACGACUCGCGACGGUCUUGACAUCUUCGUUCGAAUCUUGCGGUGCUUUCCCCACCUGCAAUCGCUCAAACUCGCCGGCAUACCAUUUGAUCCCAUAUAUAAAAAUCCUCGAAACGCAGUCAGCCUCCCUGUCAUUCCACACUUGGGGGUAUUGAAAAUUGUCCACUCUGGUUACAGGGGAGAUAUGUAUGCGACCCAGCUCGGUGAUAUUCCAUAUGUGCUAUGCCUUUUCGGCGCAGUGCAGUCACUGGUAUUUGGUAGCCGUAUAGGCUGCAACACCCUCCUAAGCGAGUGGGAAUGGUGGCAACCCGAACACUCCCUUCCCUGCCCACAAAUCCAUUCAUUGGAGCUCAGCGACGCAUUCGUGUUAUCCGGGCCCACGCCCAUCCCUGGCCUUGAGAAUAUUCGCGUCCUAAAACUUCAUGUCGUAGACCAGGACGCACAUAGGCCCGUGUCCGGGUGCGUGCGGCGAUUCCUCAACAGGAACCACGAGAGCCUUCAAACCCUCCAGUUCAUCAUCAACCCCGUUGUCCCCAAAUUCUCUGACCUCGAUUUCAUCGACUUCUCGCCCCUGAGGUCUCUCCGGUCCUUGGUAUUUCCACUGCCAGCAUGGUGUGGCAACUCGACUGACCAAAGACCCAGUCGGCGCUCUGGUAUCACCGGCAUUCAUCACACGGCGUACACUUCUGUCGUGCGCGCGAUCGCAACGUCGCCCCCUUCAUCUCUGCAGACCGUCGUUGUCGAACUUUUCCUGUAUGACCCGUCGUGCCAUUGGGUAGAGUUUCCUCUGCGGGGUGCUCAGGAUUUGGAGGAGCUUGAGGACGUGUGUGUGCACAAGGCGCUCCCCACGUUCGAAAUUCGAGCAGGUCCGGGACAUGUAUUUUCUGAGCACGACAGGCUGCAGUUCAAGACAGCACUACCUAUUCUUUCAGAGCGAGGGGUAUUGCAAUUGUUAUAGGCUCUAUAGAGGGUGAAAAUGAGGUUGCAGAACUGUGUUCAACGUAGUACUUAUUUUAAUCAAGGAUCUGCC